GUAUAUUUUGUAAAUUGUAAAGAACUUAAAUAAAAUGUCAACAUUAAAUGAAGAAGAAGAAGAAAAUGAUGAAAUUAAUACACGAACCAACUUAGUGGCCAACCCAGCACCUGCUAAACAAAGCAAAUCAAAGUUCUGUCUUGGACUAUUCUUGCUUCUAGUGGUUGAUAUAAUAUGGGUGGCAUCAUCUGAAGCCUCACGGUACUUGUUCAAGGACAUUCACUAUGAUAAACCAUACAUGAGCACUUAUAUAAAAACAUCAAUGUUUUCAAUAUAUUUAAUGGGUUUCAUUCUCUAUGCACCAUGGAGAAGGCAGUGCAUAAGAUGUGCGUGUGAUGACUAUCCUGGACAAUAUCAACUGGUUCGUGAAACUGAUACCGAAGAUACAGAUUCUGAAUAUCAAUCCAAGAACUCCUUGGUAUUUAUGAGUGAAUCAAUUUAUGUUCCGACCAAACUCCCGUCUGCAUCUGAGUUAGAUAGCAGCGAUGGAGAGAAAAAAAGUAAAAAUCGCGUCAAGUUUAAUCAUGUGAUGGAAGUACGACAUUUGGAAGACACAGAAGAAACAAAGAUGGCGCGCAUGAACUAUGGAGCUGCAUUAAGAGCAAAGUUUCGAUCAAAAUCUAAGAAAGGAAAACUGACAGUUCCUCAAGUUAUGAGGAUCAGUUUCUUCUUUUCUGUUGUUUUCUUUAUUGGUAAUGUAGCUUACCAAGAAGCAUUAGCUGUAUCUGAAGUUUCUUUGGUCAACGUAUUAUCUUCAACUUCUGGUUUAUUCACGUUGAUUCUCGCUGCAUUGUUUCCAAGUGGUUCAAGCGACCGAUUCACACUUUCAAAGUUGUGCGCUGUAUUAUUAUCAAUUGCUGGUAUUACAAUGGUUGGACUUGGAGCAAGCAACACCGAUAUUCAAAGUCUUUUUAAUUUCAACAACUCAUCUCUUGGAAUACUGUGGUCAUUAAUUGGAACAUUUUGUUACGCACUUUAUCUUGUUUCGCUCAAAAAAUCUGUGGGUUCAGAUGAUAAUUUGGACGUUCCAAUGUUCUUUGGAUUUGUUGGUAUGUUCAGUUUCACAUUAUUAUGGCCUGGUAUGGUGGCUCUGCAUUAUGCUGGUGUUGAACCGUUUGAAUUACCAAACAAAACAAGUAUUAUACUUGUGCUUGUGAAUGGAUUGGUGGGAACUGUCAUUUCAGAAUUACUGUGGAUAUGGGGUUGUCUACUAACAUCGUCACUCAUAGCAACCAUGUCAUUAAGUCUCACCAUUCCACUCAGUAUAACACUGGAUAUCGUGUUUAGAAAGAUUCAAUUUUCAUGGUUAUUUUACGCUGGUGUUGGGCCAGUAUUUGCUGCCUUCCUAUGCGUGACUUACCUUUGUCAUAAACCUGAAAGUGAUCCCAUACUUACUUUAAUUAAGAAGUUGUGUUCAUGCCUUUGCUGUUGCUGCAGAAAAAAAAAAAGUGAUGCAGAUCAUGAACAAGAGAUCCCUCUCACAUCUAUGGAACCCACAUGAUAAUUAGUACAAUGUUUUGACUAGUAACAGCUACACAUUUAACUGCUUUAUAUUCUGCCAGACCCAUUGGAGUAGGGUGGGGUAAGAUGGGACAGGUUUUUAUCUUCUUUUUUGCGUCUCACUUGUUAAUUGAUUAAAUCACGAUCAGGAAAAACUGGAUUUUGGUUCUAAUAGUAUCCCAUCUUACCCCACAGUAUUAUAUAACAGUUAAUAUACUUUUUGUAUCACAUGCACAAUGUAUAGACAACAUAAACACAUUUACUGCGGCACCAUAUUAAUGCUUUUAAUUAUAUGUGCAAUUUUGUGUAGCGUGUAGUACAUACCACAGCCGUAUUUUAUUAGUUUUACAAAUUUUUAUUGUGAAUAUGUGAAUAGACUAUUGUGUGAACGGAAAUAUAUUGAACAAGACAAUUUUUAGUGUGGGUAUAUUUCA
Ciona intestinalis (vase tunicate) is the source of this 1934-nucleotide messenger RNA. NCBI's taxonomy places the organism in Eukaryota, Metazoa, Chordata, Ascidiacea, Phlebobranchia, Cionidae. The record is from RefSeq and is a predicted model, not a curated record.